Molecule: messenger RNA, 1056 nt
Organism: Rubroshorea leprosula
Lineage: Eukaryota; Viridiplantae; Streptophyta; Magnoliopsida; Malvales; Dipterocarpaceae
Source: the annotation of a GenBank genome assembly
AAGUUUAAAGAUGGGUUAGAAGAUAUAGUUUUGAGUGCGGAGGAUUUGGAGGGUUCAUCCCGUGGUGGGAGCAGUUCCCGAAACGUUGGGUUAUCGUGAUUUUGUUGUGAUAGAGUAAAUAUGAGCAUUGCCAUACUGCCCAUGUCAGCAGAGUUCAGUUGGAGUCCAACGACUGUUGGUUUGAUACAGUCAUCUUUCUUCUGGGGUUACGUUCUUACUCAGUCAGUCCUGGCAUUUGGCGUAGUUUGGUGGUCUGUUGCUACUGUUCUUACUCCUGUUGCUGCCAAAAUUGGGUUGCCAUUCCUACUUCUUGUUCGUGCUUUCAUGGGAAUGAGUGAGGGUGUUGCUAUGCCUGCCAUGAAUAAUAUUCUGUCAAAAUGGGUUCCCAUAGCCGAAAGAAGCGGAUCAUUAGCUCUAGUAUACAGUGGGAUGUAUCUUGGCUCAGUUACUGGUCUGGCCUUUUUACCUUUCUUAAUACAUAAGUUUGGAUGGCCAUCAGUCUUCUUCUCCUUUGGUUCUCUGGGAACAGUCUGGUUUGGUGUAAGGCUAAACAAGGCACAUUGUACACUUUUGGAAGUUCCUGAACUGAGGCCUCAAGAGAAGAAGCUUAGUGUUAUAAAAUGUGUUUCCAAGGAACCUGUCAAAACAAUCCCCUGGAGAUUGAUCUUGUCAAAACCACCUGUGUGGGCCCUGAUUGUGUCUCAUUUCUGUCACAAUUGGUGGACAGUUAUUUUUCUAACAUGGAUGCCAAUAUGCUAUCAUCAAGUAAGACAUUGGGUUCUUUUGAAUUUGCAAUCCAUUUAUUCUUGCAACUCUUGAUUGUCCAUGUGGUAAGGGGGACUUCAAGGCUCUGACAGAUUAUCUUGUCCUGUGUCAUUUUCCUUUAUGUUUGUAACAUAAUUGUACUAAAGCAACAAAGAAACUGGUUUCUGCUUUUAACUUUCAAAGCUGGAAGUGGUUUUGGGAUUAUGUAGUGAUUCUUCUUUGAGCUAUGUUUGAAAAAGAGAAAUAGCUAGUUGCUUCUGAUUGUGGUAUUAAUAGAGGUGCAUUUUUUUU